Molecule: messenger RNA, 1627 nt
Organism: Etheostoma cragini (Arkansas darter)
Lineage: Eukaryota; Metazoa; Chordata; Actinopteri; Perciformes; Percidae
Gene: dpt
Product: dermatopontin
Exons: 4
Coding region: 285-857 (190 amino acids)
Biological process (GO): collagen fibril organization
Cellular component (GO): extracellular matrix
Molecular function (GO): extracellular matrix structural constituent
Source: RefSeq, a predicted model, not a curated record
AGAGAACAGCCGGAGUAAUAGAUGGUAAACACAUGCUUACAAUAUCUGAACUGCAUGUCAUCUGAAAGUGCUGUCUUUUAAGGUUAACCCGUAUCUACGGUGAGACUAUGUGAAUGCUCUCUCUCAGAGUCUACCUUAAAAUAUCAAGUGAGGUCCACUUUUGGAUUUGUCCCAUGAGCACCACAUUACACAUGGUUACAAAACAUCUGGAUAACUAAAGACCUGGAGGAGUUUAAAGUGAGGCAGCUGCGAGGAAGCACAGCAGACGGACUGAUUUCUUCAACAUGAAUCCUGCUCUGGUGUUGGCGUUGUCUUUGCUGACUACAGUGGCAGCUCAGUCCCACGACCAUCAUGACAUGGGUUGGGUCAACGGCUACCAUCAGAGCUUCAACUUCCAGUGUCCCCAUGGAGAGGUCCUCGUGGCCGUUAGGAGCUACUUCAGCGAGACAGAUGGCUCGGACCGCCUGUGGACGUUUGAGUGCCAGCCCACGCCUGAGGGUCUGGGGGAGCCCAGUGACUGCUGGUGGGACGACAUCAGCCGUGCUGGGAUGGAGUGGACUUCAACAUGCACCCGCAACGGCCUGGUAGCAGGCGUGCAAAGCAAGUACUUUGAAUCUGUUCUUGACCGGGAAUGGCAGUUCUACUGCUGCUAUUACAAACGCCGCUGUCCCUACUCCUGCAUGAAGACCAACGACAUUCCUGAACACUUCAGAGAAGAGGCGGAAAUGGUGAUCCCGUCUUAUGGCUACUUCAUCCGUGGUGCCCAGACCACCUUUAGUGGAGUGCUGAGAGAUCGGCAGUGGAAGUACAUCCUGUGCAGAAUGACAGACUUUGACUGUGAAUUUGAAAAUGUAUAGACUUGUAAUCAGCAUUUUGAUGUUGUGUUUUUUUAACGAAACAUACAUAGUUACUCUUACAUUUAAACAAAAACAUGGAACUAACAUUAUACAUAAGUGAUAUGAUUCAUGUUUUCAUUCAUGUAUGUACUUUUGUUGAAUGAAUGAACUAUAGCCAUGUGAUGUAUGCCUGUAUAAUCACUGUUUUUUUAGUUUGGCAUGCAAAAAUGACGUUAAAUGUCAGAAUAAACAUAAGUCUAAAGAGGAUUUGGGCUCGAGCAGAUACUUAAGAAAACUUUGGAGGUGUUUUAAUUCGGAACUGGAAGUCAUUUGGCAGCAUGUGAAAGUGUUUUUCCAUCAACAAAGUCAAUAAUCUGAUGCUGUGGUUGUGGUGGGAGAAAACACAGGCUCUGCUCCAACAUCUUUUAGAUGAGGUCACUAACAGCGAUGGCCAAACCAGAGUGGUUUAUUUGAACCAUUUUCCCGGUUAUAAAAGCAUUCUGUGAGCUACAGGGCGUGAACGAUUAGGAUAUUGUCUUGGAAGUCACACUUUAUAAUUGUGUAUGUGUUGCAAGUAAUUAGACGCUUCUUUCAGAAUCACUGGCAACAGAAGCUUUUAAUGCAAUGAAGAGUGUCCCACUCGUUUUUAAUAACUAAAAUGUCUUGUUCAGUUUGGCAAUCACAGCCAUGAAGUUUAUUGUACUGAACUCAUGUAAUACUGUUUGGAAAUAGGCUUAAAAUCAUUUCUUUCUUUUGUUUAUUACUUUGUAAAGUCAUUUAUUUGGUGUGUA